GUCCAAGUCGUCCGUUCUAUUAUAUUCGUACAACUUGAUUACUCUUCGGCUGCUGCGUCCUCGACUUGGGUACAGCUACACGGUGUUUUUUGGCUGCGACGAUCUAAAACUCGUCCGCGGCGAUCCGAUCCGUCCUCGCCAUGUGUCACAAUCAGCAGCUCCCGGCCUCCCUACAUUCAGGCGGGGCAUCGGACGAAGAAGAGUCCGAUUCGUCUUCGGAAGAGAGAGAGCCGCCCUAUACGCCCGACGAGCUCGCCCACGUCGUACUCGAGUUCUACAAAUUCCUCACCGCUCUGCACAUAGACGAGACCGCGCUCAAGAUCCCUCCUCCUGGCGGGUGGCCGGGCCUGACCCCGGAAUCCUGCGGACACCACAAAUCCGACUACGCCAUCGGGGUCCUCCGCCUCCUGCCUUACAUUGAAGAGGAUCGUGGCUUCCACCUGCAUUAUAAGUCGUAUCCCAUCGACUACAGCGUCUACAAGGCCGCCGACUUCGAGCGCCUGCAACCCUGCGGCGAGGACAUCGAAUUCUGGACGGAGGAGGGCGAGAUCGCCGACCCGGCCGACGUCGUCUGCCUCGCCCUGGGCCGCGAGAGCUACGGCCGCACGCUGUUCCUGAACGUCAGGGACGGCGAGAUCACCGAGGACAUGGUGCGCGCCCAGACGCUGAGCCAGGUCGACGUGCAGUACUACUUCGAGACCCUGGAGAAGGCGUACCGGACCCUCCGGCUCAUCCCCUGCCAGGGCAGGGUCACGAUCGAGGCGUGGGACGUGGCCGAGGCGACCGACGAGAUCACCGAGGAGCAGGUCUGCGCCCAGGCGGACGAGUGGCUAACCGACUUGGACGUCCAAUAUCUGAGGCAGCUCUACCGGCGGCACGGGUGGCCCGAUUCGUUCCGGGGGGCCGACGCCCUGAACGCGGUCCACGAGCUGAUAAAGGCGACGGGACCACGGCGUGGCACAUGGGAGUCGUGGCCCUAAUAGGUCCGAGCUACCUUACCGCGAGGAUUCUAAUACUACGGCGGGCGCUAUUUUCCUUCACACUAUUAUAUAUAAGUGCAGAAUUAAUUCGAUGAUGUUAUCAGCCCAAGGUUGUGUGAUCUACGAAAUAAUUCUUGAUAUCCUUGUAGCGAGUGCCUCCCCAUGCUACUUGACAACGCGGGCGAUGUCGCGGUACACGCAACAGCCGCGAUUAGUCACUUACAUGAUACACCCAUGCUAGAAGAGAGGCGCUACACGUUUCGUUAACCAACUUGAUGGGGCCGUAAAUAAAGAAAUUGCCGAGCUUAAUUAAGAG
Durotheca rogersii is the source of this 1296-nucleotide messenger RNA. RefSeq lists its product as uncharacterized. Lineage: Eukaryota; Fungi; Ascomycota; Sordariomycetes; Xylariales; Xylariaceae. The coding region runs from base 141 to 980 and encodes 279 amino acids. The record is from RefSeq and is a predicted model, not a curated record. The transcript has a single exon.